AAACAAUUUUGAUGUGUUUGAGUUUAAACAACCACUUAGUUUUACCCGAGUAACUUUGCAUUUAACUUUCCAUCCUUCACUGUAGUAGGAGAUUGUUUACCAGAGAGCCUAGAGAGCCUAAUGAUGAUGUGAAAUACAAUCCUUAACUAUAUAUGCAUACUGAUGUUUGGGGUUCGGCUAAGGGUUGUUCCAGGUACUUUGUUACAUUUGUUACGAUCAUUCCAGGUAUGCUUGGAUUUACUAUUUUAAACAUAAGAAUGAGGUAUUUGAAAUUUUCAAGUGUUGAAAAGCAAUGGUUGAAAACAGAAUGGGUAUAAAGUUGAAAACUAUAAGAUCCGAUAAUGGUAUAGAAUAUACAAAAUAUACUAGAAAGUUGAUUAACAAUAUGUCUGUUCUGACCUAAGUCCUCUUUGGAUCUUCAAAGGGUAUGAAGAUUUUGUUUGUUGUUAAAAGGCACCUUAGUGAGUUCAGGAGGAAUCGAUGUUUGUAAACUAUCUUUGAUUAACCUCGAUUUUCAUGUAAAUGUUUGACAUUUUGGUUAUAGGAAUACUUAACUUAAUAGCUCAUGUUUAGGGAGGGGGUUAAAGGGGUUGUUGGUCCUCAACUCUCGUUUGUAGCUUAGGCCCUCUUUCUAGUGCCAAUAAUCGGACUCAAGUCCGUUGCAUUGUUUUUUCUAAAAUAUUGUACGCUUUUAAUCUUAUAUGACUUGUCACGAUUUUGUCAUUAAUUAAAAAUUGUCUCAGUAAAUUCUAGAAAAUGAAUGUUUAUACCUCAAUUCUAGAAAAUGAAGGGCUGUGAUAGAAACUGUGUGAAAUUAGUCAAACUGCACUAUGUGAAUCAGAGCUGUUAGAUCACUUUUCUACUGUCGAGAUCGCCUAUUGUAUGAAAUUGCGUGAAGUAGUUACAACAGGAAGUCCGAGUCCUAUUCUGAAAUCAGCAGCUUAAAGGAAAUAAGACAUGUUGAUACAUCUGCACUUGUCUCAUAUCUAAUUUACAUUCCUGAAAUCAUGGCAGAAGCAGUGAUUGGUGGUGCUUUCCUCUCAGCUUUCCUUGAUGUUAUCUUCAAAAGGUUGACAUCACCCGAAGUUGCCAACUUGAUCCAUGGAAACAAGCUUGACAAGAAAUUACUUCAGAGGCUGGAGACAACUCUGAAAGUGGUUAGAACUGUUCUUAAUGAUGCUGAGAAGAAACAAAUCAGGGAUUCUGAUAUCAACAACUGGCUCAAUGAUCUCAAAGAUGCUGUCUAUGUUGCUGAUGACUUAUUGGAUGAAGUUUCAACCGAAACUGUGACUCAAAAAGAGGUAACCAAUCUGUUUUUUAGCCUUUUCAACUUGCAAGAUAGGGAGAUGGUUAGUAAGUUUGAAGAUAUAGUUGAGAGACUAGAAUCAAUCUUGAAACUCAAAGAGAGUCUUGAUCUCAAAGAGAUCGCGGUGGAGAAUUUCUCAUAUAAAACUCCAUCAACAUCUCUCCAAGACGGAUCUCGUGUAUAUGGUAGGGACGAAGACAAGGAGGCCGUUGUCAAGUUUUUGUUAGAUGAUAACCGUGAUGAUGGCAAAGAAGUAUCUGUGAUGGCUAUUGUGGGCAUGGGAGGGGUAGGAAAGACUACUUUAGCUCAGUUGGUGUACAAUGAUGACUAUUUGAAGCUUGUAUUUGAUCUUAAAGCUUGGGUUUGUGUUUCCGAAGAGUUUGAAAUUUUGAGGGUUACAAAGAUUAUAACACAAGCAGUUACCGGAAGACCUUGUGAAAUGAAUGAUCUGAAUUUACUUCAGCUUGAAUUGCAGGAUAUGUUGAAAGAAAAGAAAUUCUUGAUUGUUUUGGACGAUGUUUGGAUUGAGGAUUAUGUCAAUUGGGAUCUUCUUAAAAAACCUUUUCCACGUGGGGUUAGGGGAAGUAAAAUUCUUGUAACAACUCGCAGUGAAAAGGUUGCGUCUGUAGUCCAAACGGUUCAAACUUACAGGCUAAACCAGUUGUCGAAUGAAGAUUGUUGGUCAGUGUUUGGAAACCAUGCUUGUUUUACUCCAGGAUCUGGUAGGAAUGCGGAAGCUCUAGAAACAAUUGGCCGAGAGAUUGUUAAAAAGUGUAAGGGAUUACCUUUAGCAGCACAAUCACUUGGAGGUAUAUUGCGAAGAAAAGAUGAUAUUAUGGAUUGGAGUAAUGUGCUGAAGAGUGACAUUUGGGAACUAUCUGAAAGUGAAAGUAAGAUCAUUCCGGCUUUGAGAAUUAGUUAUCAUUAUCUCCCUCCACAUUUAAAACGUUGCUUUGUUUAUUGUUCGUUAUAUCCCAAAGAUUAUGAAUUUGAGGAAAAUGAUUUAAUCUUGUUGUGGAUGGCGGAAGAUCUUUUAUUGCCACCAAGAAAAGGAAGGACUUUAGAAGAGGUUGGUUCUGAGUAUUUUGAUUAUUUAGUUUCAAGAUCAUUUUUUCAACAAUCAAGUACUCGGAACAUGUCGUUUGUGAUGCACGAUCUCAUGCAUGAUUUAGCAACGUUCCUUGGCGGAGAAUUCUUCUUUAGAUCAGAAGAACUUGCGAAAGAAACCAAGAUUAACAUCAAGGCUCGUCAUUUGUCAUUCACCAAAUUCAAUGGUCUAAUCUCAGAAAACUUUGAAGUGCUUGGUAGAGUAAAAUUUCUGAGAACAUUCUUACCGAUCAAUUUUGAAGUUGCUGCAUUCAACAACGAAAAGGUGCCAUGUAUCUUGCUACUGAAGCUUAAAUACUUAAGAGUUUUGUCAUUUUGUCGCUUCCGAAAUCUUGACAUGUUGCCCGAUUCAAUAGGAAAAUUGAUCCAUUUGCGUUACUUGAAUCUCUCAUUGACAGGAAUAACGACUUUGCCAGAGUCGUUGUGUAGUUUGUACAAUCUGCAAACUUUGAAUCUGUUUGGUUGUUAUAAGCUGACUAUGCUACCAUGUGGAAUGCAAACUCUUGUGAACUUGUGCUAUCUUGAUAUUUCUGAAACUGCAUUAAAGGAGAUGCCGAAAAGUAUGAGCAAAUUAAACAAGUUGCAUCAUUUAAGUUAUUUCAUUGUCGGCAAGCAAGAAGAGGACGGUAUCAAGGAAUUGGGAGAACUUUCAAAUCUUCAUGGAUCGCUUUCCAUUCGGAAGUUAGAGAAUGUUACUGCUGGGAGUGAAGCAUUGGAGGCAAGAAUGAUGGAUAAGAAGCACAUUGACAGUUUAUUCUUGGUAUGGUUUUCGAGUGAUGAUUGUACAGAUUCCCGAACAGAACUCGAUAUACUUUGCAAAUUACAGCCUUAUCAAGACCUGAAAUUGUUAUCGAUAGAAGGCUAUAGAGGUACAAGAUUUCCAAAUUGGGUUGGAAAUUCUUCCUACCACAAUAUGACUAGUCUAACAAUAUCUUCUUGUAAGAAUUGUUUUUCGCUUCCUUCACUCGGGCAACUUACAUCUCUCAAGUACCUAACUAUUUCAGAUUUGGACAGGCUAGAGACUAUAGAUGCUAGUUUCUACAAAAACGACGAUUCUUCUUCUUCGGUGACACCAUUUCCUGUGCUUGAAUUUAUUGAAUUUGAAAACAUGCCUUGUUGGAAGGUGUGGCAUUCAUCUAAGGUGUAUGCUUUUCCUCAACUUAAGCGUCUUACAAUAGAUAAUUGUCCAAAAUUACGAGGAGAUUUACCAAAUCAUCUUCCUUCAUUGAAAACACUUGUGAUUAGAAGUUGCGAGCAUCUUGUCUCUUCUCUCCCAAAAGCUCCUUCUGCUCGCAUUUUGCAGAUAGUUAAAAGUGAUAAAGUAGUCUUGCAAGAAUUACCUUUUUCAAUAGAAUUCUUAAAAAUUAAAGGAAGCUCAAUGGUUGAGUCUGUGCUUGAGGCCAUCACCGUCACACAACCAACAUGUGUUCGAUAUUUAGAAUUAACCGAUUGUUCAUCUUCCAUAUCUUAUCCAGGUAGUUGUUUAUCCAUAUCAAUGAAGACUCUUCAUAUAGAGGAUUUUAGAAAACUAGAAUUCACAAAACAGCACAAUCACAGGUUACUAGAGUCAUUGUCAAUACACAACAGCUGUGAUUCGCUCACAUCGCUCCCAUUGGACAUCUUUCCGAAUCUCAAACGUCUCUACAUCAGCAACUGUGAAAAUCUUGAAUCUCUUUUGGUGUCACAGUCACAUGAUUUCACUCUUCAAAACUUGACUUCUUUUGAGAUCCGUGAAUGCCCGAAUCUAGUAUCAUUGUCAAGUGAAGGAUUGCCUGCGCCCAACAUGACACGCUUUCUCAUUUCCAAGUGCAACAAGUUAAAGUCACUGCCUCAUCAGAUGAAUAUUCUUCUCCCAAAGUUAGAAUAUUUCCGACUAGAAAACUGUCCGGAAAUCGAAUCCUUUCCAGAAAGUGGUAUGCCGCCUAAGUUGAGAUCAAUUCGUAUCACGAAUUGCGCGAAACUACUUAGCGGCUGGUCCUGGCCAUCCAUGGACAGGCUUACUGAUGUCACAAUUGAAGGUCCAUGCGAUGCGAUCAAGUCUUUCCCAAAGGAAGGUUUGUUACAUUCCUCUCUUAAGUCUCUAACCCUACUCACAUUGUCUAGUUUGGAGAUGUUGGAUUGUAAGGGCCUUCGCCAUCUCACCUCCCUCCAACAGUUAAGAAUAAUUGAUUGCCCGAAAUUGGAGAACAUGGUUGGAAGAGAAACACUGCCUGCCUCUAUAUUAAAUCUUUACAUCAUUAGAUGUCCUUUGCUGAAAGAAAGGUGCUACAUGAAGCAUCCUCAAAUUUGGAACAAAAUUUCACACAUCAAGGACAUUAGCGUUGAUCAUAAACGGAUUUCGUGACCUACUAUCGUCAACAGGUAAUUGUUAUGCUCUCGCGCGCUCGCUCACUUCAUUAUAUUUCUUGCACAAGAAAAACUAUUAUUUGACUGAAGAUUCAUAAUUUUAGUCAAUGAUAUGUUUCUUAAUGUCUUUUUUCUUUGUCUUCAACAAAAUGAUAAGUACAUUUAAAUUGGUUUUUAUAUUCAACAAGCCUGAGAGUACUUAAUCUGUUCAUAGUUGAUUAUAAAUUUAUCUGUAUAUGAUAGAACUUCAUUUUAUUAAAUUUAUUCUCCAAGUUACAUCUCUAGCUUUAUU
Messenger RNA from Trifolium pratense (red clover), 5051 nucleotides. Its product is annotated as putative disease resistance RPP13-like protein 1. The transcript has a single exon. Gene Ontology annotation, biological process: defense response to other organism. Lineage: Eukaryota; Viridiplantae; Streptophyta; Magnoliopsida; Fabales; Fabaceae. Gene Ontology annotation, molecular function: ADP binding. The record is from RefSeq and is a predicted model, not a curated record. The coding region runs from base 1008 to 4757 and encodes 1249 amino acids.